Molecule: messenger RNA, 2161 nt
Organism: Cherax quadricarinatus
Lineage: Eukaryota; Metazoa; Arthropoda; Malacostraca; Decapoda; Parastacidae
Source: RefSeq, a predicted model, not a curated record
AUGAGAGAAAAGGACAAAGACGAGCAGAAAAACACAGACGCAGGUGGAAUGUCAAACACCCUCCAUGAGACAUCCUCUAACCCAGGGCGUUCGUCCUUUGCAGGGAACGUGUUCGUGAUAGCUGCUAUACUGCUUGAGAGGAACCUUCAGUCAGUGGCCAACUACCUAAUCCUGAGUCUGGCAGUGGCUGACCUCCUGGUGGCGGCGCUGGUCAUGCCCCUGGGGGCUGUUUACGAGAUUGCAUUUUCUUGGACUGGAGGCCCUAAUUUAUGCAGUGACCUGACUUCUAGUGACCUGAUGUCUUGCAGGUUCUGGGCGGUGACCAACGUAGACUACAUACACCAGAGGUCACCCCAGCGGGUGGGCGGCAUGAUUGCGGUCAUCUGGGUGGUGUCCUUCCUGAUCUCUGCUGCGCCUAUGAUGGGCUGGAAGGACCCUGAAUGGCAUGAGCGCCUACGCAACAAAAUGUGCAUCAUCUCUCAGGACGUGGGCUACCAGAUCUUCGCUACUAUCACCUCCUUCUACCUCCCGCUGGCGGUGAUCCUCGUCCUCUAUUGGCGGGUCUACCAGGCGGCCAGGAAGCGCAUAAGACGGAAGAUCGGCACCAACGCGCAGUCUGCACUGUGUCGCGGCCCCGUCACCAUCAGCGAGACGACCACUUUCACCAGGAUGUCAUCGCAGCCCUCGCCGGAAAAGACCUCGAACGGCAGCACCCUCAAUGGCCAUCCCGUGGACGGCAGCCGGGAAGACUCGACGUCCGGGGUGGCUGCUGUAGCUUCCCAGGUCGUCCCGCGACACAUGCGGCGGCGGGAGUUCGAGUCACGGAAGGAGCGGAAGGCAGCCAAGACGCUGGGUAUCAUCACGGGCGCCUUCGUCAUGUGCUGGCUUCCCUUCUUCAUCCUGGCGGUGCUGAUGCCUCUCUGCACCGUUUCCUGCCAUUUUAAUCCCUACCUGAUCGCUACUUUCCUAUGGCUGGGCUACUUCAACUCCACACUCAACCCCAUCAUUUACACCGUCUUCAGCCCAGAGUUCCGCAACGCCUUCAAGAGGAUCCUAUGCGGGAGGAAAAGAGCGUUCCAGCGCCAGUCUUCGAGGUUUUCGUCAGUGAGGUUUACGCGAUCAUAGCACAGCGGGGUGCCUGGGGGGCGCAGGUCGGGCAGGGGGCUGGCCCCCUGCAGCACCACCACCCUGGGUCUGGCUGCAGCUACACGGCUAGCCAGCCUACCACCCAUCACGGAGUCCACCCUGUGAACAGCCUACUGUCUCAACAUGCCGUAGGCCGUGCAUGGUGGAUACCCUACAGCCCCCCACGGCACCAAACUCAACACACAUCCCUAACUAUUCUGCUACUGUGUAGUUCUGUACAGUUUCUGGCGUCUGUGUUCUGUUAUACUGAUGUUUAUCUAUGGUGCUGUAAUUCUGUAAGUGAUGCCGUGUGUGAUUACUCUCGUACUUCCCUCAUGCGACACACUUGACAGCUGUAAAUACGUCUCAUACCUGGAAGUUUGGCGUCUGGUGUGUUAGACUCACUUAUGUACACACCUGGUGCAAAUUAUCCACGUAACUGGUGCAAAGCCAGUAUCAGACCUAUGGUCAUUUGAUGUAAGGCAUAAAUACACCUGGUGCGAGUCAGUCUCAAACCUGUACACUAUAGGUGCAAGUGAGCCUCAUAUCUGCACAUAAGAGGUGCAAGUCAGCCUCACACCAGGUGCAAAUCAAUCUCACACCUAUUCACAAUAGGUGCAAGUCGGCCUCAGACCUAUACACACAUGUAUGCUUCAGCUGGUGCCUCGACAAUCACACCUGCAUCCUCGAUACACCUGCCAUCCCUCUCUAUCACUGCUACACAUGUGUCUUUGCCAAAGAACUGAGUCAGCAACACAGGUAAUGAUAAUCACCUGGUCAGGUACAACACCUGUACCUCACAAUAAACUUACUGUGUAGCUGCUCUAGUAGCUAUUCACUGCUGUGCUAAAUUCAUCACCACAUCUGCCCUACCUCGCUCACACCUGUUGUGAUACAUACGUGCUUCAUUGUUCUCACUCUACACUGUAGGUGGGUGGAAACAUUUCGACUUUUAUCACAACUCAACAGUUGUGGAAUGUGAAUAACUGAGAAGUAUAAAUAUCUCUCUCUCUCUCUCUCUCUCUCUCUCUCUCUC